Messenger RNA from Trichobilharzia regenti, 2708 nucleotides. The record is from the annotation of a GenBank genome assembly. NCBI's taxonomy places the organism in Eukaryota, Metazoa, Platyhelminthes, Trematoda, Strigeidida, Schistosomatidae.
GUCACACAGAGUACCCGUUUUAUUAAAAUGAGAAUGCAAUGAUGCAUUUAGAAGUUGAACCAGUUAUUCUAAGAAACUAUGAAAUCAUGAAGCGUUUAGGGAAGGGGGCCUAUGGAAUCGUCUGGAAGGCUCGGAAUAGGAAAACACGCAAAACGGUUGCAUUGAAAAAGAUAUUUGAUGCCUUUCGAAAUCAAACAGAUGCUCAGCGGACGUUUCGUGAAAUUUCUUUCCUACAAGAAUUUUCUCAGCAUCCAAACAUUAUUCGACUACUUAAUGUUAUAAGAGCGGAAAAUGAUAAAGAUAUAUACUUGGUGUUUGAAUAUAUGGAAACUGAUCUUCAUAACUGCAUCAAGAAGGGAGGUAUGUUAAAAGAUAUACAUAGAGUGUUUAUCUUUUAUCAACUGCUUCGUGCAGUUAAAUACAUCCACUCUGGGAACGUGAUACACCGUGAUUUAAAGCCAUCAAAUGUUCUGUUAAACUCUGAUUGUUUAGUGAAAUUAUGUGAUUUCGGGUUAACACGUUCAUUGGCCAGCAUUUCUGAAAAUCGUGCAACAUCUGCAGAAUCGUUUAUAGAUGGGGAUGAGGAUAAUGAGAACCCUGGUUUAACAGAAUAUGUGGCAACGAGGUGGUAUCGUGCACCAGAAAUUCUGCUAGCUUCAAACAGUUACACAAAAUAUGUCGAUAUGUGGAGUUUAGGCUGUAUAUUAGGUGAAAUGUUACUUGGCAAGGCAUUAUUUCCUGGUACUUCGACAAUAAAUCAAAUUGAACGAAUCGUUUCCGCUGUGGAAAGGCCAAGCAUGCAAGACAUUGAAUGCCUUCGUUCGGACUAUGGUAAAUCAGUAUUAGAAAAAGCAUUGCAGAAACCACAUCGUCCGUUGAAAACUUUGUUUCCCAGUGGUUUAGAUGAACUAGCCUUUGACAUGCUUGUAAAGCUGAUUCAGUUAAAUCCAGAGAAACGUUUGACCGUUGAACAAGCAUUAAACCAUAACUAUGUUAAAAGAUUUCGUGAUCCCGCAUCUGAAAUUGUACUUGAGCAUCCAGUUACGCCUAUUCUAAGGGAUGAUAAACAGUUGAGCGUAUCAGAUUAUCGUCAGAAAUUGUAUGAGAUUAUAAUGGAGAAGAAGGCUCAACAUAAAAUUCGAAAAAUGCUUCGAUCAGUGGAACUGAGUGAGGAUGGGAACUUGCAGAAUUGGAUGACUUCUCUGGAGUCAUCUACCGGUGAACUGAUGCCGAAUAACAAUCCCAGAAAAAAUGAUAAUUACGAGAAAAUGGUAACAGUAAAACACAGUGAACAGAAACAAAACGAACAGGCUGUUCAUCCUGGGAACCAACGUAACGUUAAAACCACUGAAAUAAAAGACCAACAGUAUUGCUCCGAUUGUAAUGACUUAAAAUCUAAACCAGGUUACUGUACUUCACUAAAUAAAGGUAAUAGUGGAUCAGUUUCAUCAAAUAGUCAUGUAGUGCGGUCGAAUAAUAAUGGUACAUUUGAAAAUGAACGUGCCAUCCAGUCAGGUUCUUGCAGUCAGAUAAACUCCACGUCAAAGUCGAGUCAUACUGCUUGCCCGACAAAUAAUAAACCCACAAGUAAUGUAUCCACUAAAUUAAGUAGACAUAUAUCUAUGCCUAUUUCAACUGCCAGCACAGGAAAGUAUAUGUCACAUUUACAGUCACAUAUGGACAAGACACAUAAUUAUUGCCAGCCGACAAUGAUGAGUAUGAGCAGAGAAGCGAAUAAUCCCGUCAUUGUCAGAGGAAAUAAAACUACAAGCCCAAAUUCAUUAAAGUCGGUGAAUAAUUAUCCUGCAAACAGACGAUCAUGCAUAAAUUCGUCAUCGUCAUUGUCGUCAGGAUCUCCAGCACCACCACCAUCAGCAAUAACAACAACAACAACAAUACGAUCAGAGUCAAAAUUAUUCAAUCAUCCUAUUUGUAAUUACAACCAAACCUAUGGUACUGUUUCAACAUCUCAGUUAAGUCAACUGCAUUCUCGUAAAUGGACACGUUGAAUAAUUAAUGGUGAUUAUUCACGAAGUCCAUAAUAUUUGGGAGAUUCAUUUUCAAACUAGCUUAUAUCUUAUCCUUUUCCUCUGAAUCUUUUCUGGUCAAAUGCAUCUUUUCUUUAUAUUUAUUUAUUACCUUUUCAUCCUUCCAUUGUUAAUCAACCUUGUUAACCCUUGUUUAUAUGACCUCCUUCUUUUACUGGUGUAUUAUAUAAUGAUACAUGCCUAAGUGAAUGAAUAUUUUGUCGCACAAAAAUUUAACUUCACUUUACAUUUACUACGAAUCAACACAUUGCCGCUUUGUUAUUGAGCUACUUCUUUAUCCUCUUACCUCUGAAGUGUGUGUGUGUGACUGUGUUGUGAUUACCUACGGCAGAGUUGUUAAAUACUGUGGUACCUUUCGUAUAUUUCAUUCCUAAAUUUACCUUCCCCUGAUAAGUCACCUCAGUGAUUUAUUCAAGUGUAUGAUACUGUUUACAUGUGUGUAUAAGCAAUGCACAAACGCACACACACAUACACACACAAAAAGGCACACAGAAUCCUGUAAAUUCUUUUCUAUAAUCUCAGACAAUGAUUCCAAUAUCUUUGUUUCGCGUUGAAAGAAUUUUGUGAUUGCUUUUUUUUUAUAUAUAACUAGAAUUGAUAUUAUUUCUGUGUGAGCAAUUGUGAUUUACAAAAAUGAUUCUUUGUAAAAUAAUCCUAGAA